CAUCACAUGAAUGGAAAUUGGUAAUUCGCGAUUCGCAGUCGUAUUUGUAGCUGGCGAAAAAACGUACAGUGAUACAAAGAAACAUUUUCUUUUGAAUUUUCAUCGAAAAAUUUAGAGAAACCGAAGUGAAAAUCUUGGAAAAACGCUUUUUCGAAACUGGAAAGUGUGAUUUUUACUGUGAAUAUUCAGUGAGCAACAUGGGAAUGAUAACUAGAGUUCGUGGCAGAUUAAGAAGUCUGCAUACGUUGCCCAAGUUAGAUGACAAAGAUCGUGAUGAAAAAAUUGCAGAAACAGUUUGUCUGCUGUCCAUUUUAUUUCUACUACCCUACUGUUCGAGAGGCCAUGUACCACUCUUAGUUAGUCUUGGUGGGUGGUUCGUUACAACCUACUCUUUUCUGGUACUGCCUCUUCUCAUAUCAGCCAAUUACAAGUACCCAGUGCGAUGGUUGAGAAGUAUCAGAGAGAACAUUCCUCGUAUUUUUAAAAAAUAUUCAAAACCAACUUGGAAUUUCAUCUGUAGAGUGUAUUCACCAGUACAUAAAUGUGAAAAUGUUUUCAUGAAAAUGAACAAUAUUUCUAAUCUGAUUACCCAGCUGAUAUUCUUCAUUGCCUGCGACAAAGUCCUCCUCUGCAGCCUCGGCGGGCAAAACUGUCCCAAAAAACGAGUUACAGGCCUCUACUCCCUCAUGUUCUACAACGUCAUAGCCUACUGCGUCAGCUACAUCAAAGAACUCAUCGAAAAAGAGGACUGGUCGGUCACUGUCAACAUGACUCAUCACAGCAACCUCAAACACGUCGCCAUGUCAGCGACCAAAAUCGUUCUAGAAUGGACGAAAGCCGUCACCUUUAUUAUAACAGUGACGUUUAUGCUUUUGGUGUUUGGCUUGGAGCAAGGCUUACAACAUUAUCAUCCAACGCCGUUGUAUACAUUCAUCACUUGGACUUACUAUAUGUGCACCGAAAAAGUUUUCGUAGAUUUGUUUUUACCGUUACUUCUGAUGUUAAAACUAAAUUCUCUCGAAGCCUUGGAGCAGUUCUAUGCCCCAGUCAUUCUCAGAUAUUACACUAUCACGCUAGCGGUGAUUAUGGUGAUCCUCUUACCAUUCUACGGACAAUUCAAGUUUAUGUUUAUCGCGUUUUACAUCAUGGUGUAUCUUAGAACAAAAGAUAUGGUGGUGAACUGUUUAAAAAAGCUUAGGACCGAGCAGGCGGUCUUGGGUCAGUUUCGUUACGCGACCAGUGACGAAAUCGAGAAUUGUGAUGACGUAUGUGCGGUUUGCCUGAGUCAGAUGACGAAAGCAAGAGUGACGCCUUGUCAGCAUAUGUUCCACGCCAACUGUCUGAGGGAAUGUUUGAAUAAUUCGAAUAAGUGCCCUAUUUGUAAAAGAGAGUACGUUUUUGUGCACUAGUAUUUUUUGGGUGAUUAUUGCAUUCUAAAGAAAGAAAAAUAUAUAGACAUAAGAUAUAGAAAAAGUAUAUCUAUGUUUCAAUUUUAUGACUAUGUUGUAUAAAAAUAUUGCAUACCUAUAUAACUAUAGUUUGUGCACCAAAUUGUGUAUUAUUCUAUUGUGAUACAUUAUUGCUAAUCAAUAUAUCAGACCUAAGUGCAACUAUAUUUAUUAAACAGUCGCUCUAGAUACAAUAUCUAUCUAAAAUACCAAUGCUUUAUUUUACUGGAGCACAAAACACAACUACUGCAGCACAAACGUACUUUACGCAAGCACAAAAACUGUUUGGGGAAAUUUUACAGAUAUUUUUUACAGAUUUUGCAUUUUAUAAAAUACCUACUUCUUAUUUAUACAGGGCGAGUCUAGAAUGGACAAUAUAAUAUUAUAAGUGCAAAUAUUUUCAGGGCUGGUAGAUCUCGAUAAAAGAAACAUAUUUUCUCUU
Molecule: messenger RNA, 1890 nt
Organism: Sitophilus oryzae (rice weevil)
Lineage: Eukaryota; Metazoa; Arthropoda; Insecta; Coleoptera; Curculionidae
Exons: 4
Coding region: 198-1409 (403 amino acids)
Cellular component (GO): endomembrane system
Molecular function (GO): ubiquitin protein ligase activity
Source: RefSeq, a predicted model, not a curated record